This is a messenger RNA of Aspergillus costaricaensis CBS 115574, 1110 nucleotides long. Its product is annotated as cytochrome oxidase assembly protein SHY1. Gene Ontology annotation, cellular component: mitochondrion; membrane. Lineage: Eukaryota; Fungi; Ascomycota; Eurotiomycetes; Eurotiales; Aspergillaceae. The record is from RefSeq and is a predicted model, not a curated record. Gene Ontology annotation, biological process: mitochondrial respiratory chain complex IV assembly. Bases 43 to 1056 code for a protein of 337 amino acids. The transcript has 4 exons.
CUCAAUCAAUCACACCAGAAACCACACACAACAGCGCGCAAAAUGCGCUCCCUCCUCUCCGUCCUCUCCCGGACGGGCACAAGAACCACCCCCCUACGCCCCGCAUCCUCAAUUCUGCGCACCGCCCUCAACAGAACAGGAACAGCAGCAGCAGGACCAGACUCCCUCUGCACGCGCUGCCUCCGCCGCACGAACAACACCACCCAGCUCCGCUUCUACAACAACAACCAAUUCAAUGACGACCAGCGCUGGCUCUCCGUUGUCGACGCCCCCUCGCAAGUUGUCCGCACAGGCCGGAAACAUGGUCCGGGACUGAUCAUUCUCGCACUAAUCCCCAUAAUCUCCUUCGCUCUCGGAACAUGGCAAAUUCAACGUCUAGAGUGGAAGACCAACCUAAUUGCCAAAUUCGAAGACCGACUAAUCAAGCCCCCACUGCCUCUACCCCCGCGGAUCGACCCGUCCGCGAUCUCCGAGUUCGAUUACCGCCGGGUCGUCGCGACGGGCACGCUCCGACAUGAUCAGGAGAUGUUGGUGGGUCCGCGCAUGCGAGAGGGCCAGGAUGGGUUCUUUGUGGUGACGCCGCUGGAGCGCGAGGGUGGGAGUACGGUGUUGGUGAAUCGGGGGUGGAUUAGUCGGAAGAUGAAGGAGAAGAGGGAUAGGUUGAGGCAAGGGGAGGGGAGGGCAUUGCCGGAGGGAGAGGUCGUGGUGGAGGGAUUGUUGAGGGAGCCGUGGAAGAAGAAUAUGUUUACGCCGGAUAAUGUGCCUGCUGAGGGGAAGUUUUAUUUCCCUGAUAUUGAGCAGAUGGCGGAGUUGACGGGGAGUCAGCCUGUUUGGAUUGAGGAGACUAUGGUCCCCGAUAUGGUCGAGGCGAUGGAUCGCGAGGCCAAGGGUAUCCCUAUUGGCCGUGCUGCUGAAGUCAACCUCAAGAACAACCACAGCCAGUAUAUCUUUACUUGGUACGGCUUGUCGCUGGCAACCUCCAUCAUGCUGUGGAUGAUCAUCCGCAAGCGUCCCAACGAGGCUACUCGGCGUGUGCGCCAUAACCGCAACUGGUAGUGGCUCGUGUCCCCGCAUGCUGGACGGCGUUUGGACUUGUAGCUUUAGGAAUAU